UUAGAAAAUACACGUCAACAUUUUGUUUUGAGUUUUGGACUGUUUACAAACAUGUCGGAAGAGGAAGAAACAGCGUUUUCCGAAGACCCCAGAGUGCAGUAUUUAGGCGAGAUACUCUGCCGGAUGCUCAAACUCAAAACUGAUGCGUGGGAAAAAUUUGUCAAUGUUGAAAAAAAUGAAAUACUUUUUACAACGUUUUUCGAAACGCGUAUUAGACUGUUGUUUUUCAGCGUGACAGCGUCCAGUGCUCUGACUGUUUCUACAGAGGUUUGUCAUCUCUCUAAAGAAAAGAAAGUUUACAUUCUCAAAAAAGGAAAUGCCCCCAUCCUGCCAGAAACCUGUAGGAGUUCUUUACUCUUCGGGGUGCUGUCACCCUCCUUUCUGCCACAGCUGUCAGACACCAUGGAGAAGGUCUGUCUGCCGCUACUGUCUAACAAGAAGAAUCACCAAAUGUGGCCGAAUGUAAUAUCACAGGAUGUGAGGCAACACACAGAGAACUUGCAAAGCAAGGUCGCCGUGGUGAGGGGACAGUAUUAUGGCAAAACCGUCCUUCCAGUUCCUGCCGUCAGAGAAUGGAUAGAGCACUGUCAAGAAGCAACGAUCACACUGCAAGAUAGUCACAACAGAGCCAUGGUACAUGCAGUUGAGUCCAUGGUCAUCAGUUGGACGCAUAUGAUCCAUAAAGUCUUAAGAGCAGAUUCUGCUGAUUUGAUUGUGACAGGAUCGAACCCUGGACCAAAAGCUGAACUUGACUUCUGGAGAUCCAGGAAAAUGAACAUACAGAGUAUUAAUGAACAGCUACAGAAUCCAUGUGUUCAGAAAAUGAUGAGGAUUCUGGAAAUUAUAGACAGCAGUUAUUUCCCGUCAUUCAAAGCUUUGAUGGAGGCUGUUUUUGAUGCUUUGCAGGAAGCCAGAGCUGUAGAUCUUCACCUUCAGCCUCUGAGAUCAUUGCUGUCUCAACUAGAGGAGGAUGAGUUUUCAUCCUUCCAUACACUCAUUCCACCAGUCUUUCAUCUUAUAUUUCUGGUCUGGACUCACUGUUCAUUCUGUCGUUCUCCUGCUCGCAUCGUUGCUCUGCUGCAGGAGCUCUGCAACCUCUUCAUUCAGCAGGCCACUUCAUAUCUCAGUACAGAGGAGCUGCUGAGAGCAGAGACUGAAGAUGGUUUGGAGAGGUUACAGACUGUGGUGGGAGUUUUCAGGUGCGUCAGGGAAACAUUCAAGACAUACAGACAGAAGGUGGCUGCUAUGGCCAGUCAUUAUUCUACACCAAAGUGCUGGGAUUUCCCUUUGGCUCUUGUUUUCACUCGAUUUGAUGGCUUCUUGGCUCGUGUUUUACAGUUGAAGGCUCUUUUCUCCACUAUGCUGGAGUUCCAAAGGCUGCAGAAACUGGUUUUUGGAGGUCUCAGAGGAAGAGUUUACACUGAACAGGUUUCUCGACUACAUGCAGAAUUUCUCCAGCUUUGCAAAGCCAUAAGGGAUCAAGAAUACAAUCCACUCGAUUUGACUUCUCAGGAUUUCGAAAAAGACUUUUCAAGUUUCCAAGAAAGAGUUGCGGAUUUCGAUCGACGACUGUCCAGUAUUUUGUGCCUUGCCUUUCAAGAUUGUUCGGGAUUGGAAUCAGCUUUCAAACUGGUUGCUGUGCUCAGACCCCUCUUGGAAAGAGACCUCAUAAAGGAAACAUUUAUUCCUAAUUUCUCCAAAAUGAUUCAGCUUUUUGGAGAUGAGCUGGACAGAUGCAAACACAUGUUUGAUUCUCAUCUUGAGCAGAAAAAAAGGAACAAGCUGCAUUUGAACAAGAACAUGCCUGCUAUGACAGGGUGUCUAAAGUGGGCAAAAAUGCUUAGAGACCGAAUCCAAAUCCCUUGGAACAAUUUCCAGUUUGUUCUGGAUAUGAGCAUCGAAGGAGCAGAAAUGGAGCUAGUCUGUUAUAAGUACCUGGAGAUGUGCUCUCAUUUAGAUGAGUAUGAGAAGCAGGUCUAUUUAAGCUGGUGUGGCAGUAUUAACCAAGUAUGCCAGAUGAACCUGGAUCAGCCCCUAAUCAAAAGAGAUCCCAGCACUGACCUGCUGUCAGUAAACGUCAAUCAGGAGCUGAUUGCUGUGCUCAAGGACGUGAAACACCUGAAAAUCCUUAAUCAGAUGAACAUCCCUUCUGCUGCUAUGAAGGUGUAUGAAAAUAGAAAGAUGUUCUUUAAGAACCUUGGGAGCCUGCAUUUACUGGUGCAGUGGUAUAAUAAGCUGAAACAGACGACUCUUGAAGUGGAGGCUCCUCUUAUCAAAGUGGAGAUAGAGAAUGUUGACCGGCAAAUCAAUCGAGCAGAAACUGAGCUUACAUGGCAAGACCAGACCUGCUGGAACUACAUCUGCACAUUGAACGACACUGUCUAUCAGCUGGAGAGAAGACUUCAGAAAACUAAAGACAAUGUUGAGAUGAUGGAAGUUCUGAUGAAUGGAUGGAGCAAACAGCCAAUGUUCUGCAGGAAAGACCAUAAGAAAGAAUCAACACUGCAGCUGGAUGAUAGAGCAGGAAGAGUGGCAAAAACCUACAACAACCUCAGAAAAGAUGCAGAAGCUAUCCAUAAUUUGUUACAGGAGAACAUGAUCCUUUUUGCAGCGGAUAGUUCUUCAGAUGCAUGGAAGGCCUACUUGGAGUAUGUAGAUGAUAUGGUGGUGGAGGGAUUUUUCAGUGCUGUCUCAACUUCUCUGGAGUUUUUCAUUGAGAAUAUGGAGGGGUCAGUGAGGCAGGCUCCCUUGUUUGAGGCUCAAAUGCUGCUGAUGGGAUCUGAGAUUAAGUUCAAACCAUCUCUGGACCGAGAUGAUGGUGAUGGACUUUAUGAAUUGGUAGAAGAAUUACUAGGAGAUGUGUUCAAGAUGUCUGCUCAGGUGAAGAGGGUUGCACCUCACCUAAGCGUGGAGGACUACCAGGCUGAUGUCGAGGACAUGUUAGACCUAAUAGAGCUCAGACAGGAAGUGAUGGAGAGAGUUGAUGAAGUCAUGAAGAAAGCCUUGCAAUACCAGGACACACUUAUCCGCUACAGUCCCCUGUGGCUUGAUGACAGGGUUGAGUUUCUCAGGCAGUUCCUCCUCUAUGGUCAUGCACUCACAGCUGAAGAGGUGGAAGCCUAUGGAGAAGAUGCAUUUCCAGAAAAUCCUCCCACCACAGCACAAUUCAAAGAGCAGAUGAAUCAUUAUGAAGAAGUGUAUGCAGAGGUCAACCGUUUGGAGGACUGGCAGGUAUUUGACGGCUGGUUUAAAGUGGAUAUCCGUUCGUUCAAGAUGAGUCUUUUAAACGUAAUCAAAAAAUGGAGCUGGAUGUUUAAGGAGCACCUGAUGUCUUAUGUUACCGGCAGUAUUGGCGAACUAGAGGAGUUCAUGCUCCGGGCGGAAUCCAGGCUUAAAGAGCCAGUGUGCGGUGGAGACUACCAGGCUCUUGUGCAGGUGAUGGGUUACCUGUUGGCGAUCAGAGACAGACAGACCAGUACAGACCAGCUUUUUGAACCUGUCAUCGAUGUGGUCAAUCUUCUGGAGCAGUAUGGAGAAACCCUACCUGAGUGUGUCCACAUGCAGCUUGAGGAGUUGCCAGAGAAGUGGAACAACAUGAAGAAGCUGGCCUGGACAGUGAAACAUGAGGUUGCUCGUUUUCAUACUGCAGAGGUAGCUGUCAUCCGCAGGAAGUGUGUGGCCUUUGAGAAAAAGCUGAAUCAGUUUCAAGAACGGUUUAAAAGAGAAGCUCCUCUUCAGUACAACACAGAGAAACCAUAUGCUCGCCUGGAUAAAUGUCACAGGGAGAUGCUGGUUUUAGAGCAAGAGAAUGCAGAUCUCCAGGAGUCCUGUAAGCUGUUUGAAGUGAGCAGCCCUGAUAUUAAGCAACUCAGGCUCUGUCAGAGAGACGUUGCUGUUUUGAAACAGCUCUGGGAUCUGCUGCUGUGCGCUCAGUGCAGUACAGCAGAAUGGACAAGGACAAAAUGGAGAGAGAUCAAUGUAGAACACAUGGAGACAGAGCUGAGGAGGUUUACAAAAGAAAUGCGGGUUUUUGAUAAAGAGACCCGUGUUUGGGACGUGUAUGUGAGUCUGGACUGUGUGCUCAGGGAUCUGUUGACUUCUCUGAGGGCUGUGACAGAGCUGCUGAACCCAGCGAUGAGAGACAGACACUGGGCCCUGCUGAUCAGGACUACUGGGGUUAAUUUCACUUUAACUGAAGAAACAACUCUUGAGGAUUUGCUGGCUUUGCAGCUGCACAUAUAUGAAGAUGUGGUGCACAGUACAGUUGGGAGAGCAGUCAAAGAGAUGUCCACUGAGAAGGUUCUGUCUGAAAUUAGCCAGAUGUGGGCACGGAUGGAGUUUUCUUUUGAAGAGCAUUACCAUACCGCUACACCAAUGCUGAAAUGCAGUGAUGAACUUAUAGAGAGUCUGGAGAACAGUCAGGUGCAGCUGCAGGUGUUGCUGCACAGUAAGCAGGCAGCGUUCUUCCACGGGCAGGUGUUGGAGCUACAGGCCCAGCUGACUCAGGCUGACUCAGUGCUGUUGCUGUGGCUGGAGGUGCAGAGGACCUGGGCUCACCUGGAGAGCAUCUUCAUGGGCUCCGAAGACAUACUCCACCAGCUGCCGGAUGAGACACAUCAGUUCAGCUCCAUUGAUUCUGACUUUAAGGACCUUAUGUUCAAAAGUGAUGAAACGAAAAAUGUAAUUGCUGCCACCAACAAGCCCAAUCUUCUACCAAUGCUUGAAGACCUGCAGAGGAGACUGGCUAUGUGUGAGAAGGCACUAGCCAAAUACCUGGAGACCAAGCGAAUGGCUUUCCCACGAUUCUAUUUCCUGUCUUCAGCAGACUUACUGGACAUCCUUUCGAAGGGCAGACAGCCCCGACAGGUUACCUGUCACCUGGGUAAGCUGUUUGACAGUAUGACUGAUCUGGAGUUUUCUGACGAGGAGGGGGAAAAGGUCACAGCAGCAGUGGGAAUGUUCAGCAGAGACAGAGAAUACGUUCCAUUCUAUUCGCAGUGUGACUGCGUUGGACCGGUUGAGCUCUGGUUGAACAGUCUGGAGGAUGUGAUGAGGGAGGAAAUGAGGAGGCACAUAGCCGAGGCUGUGGUCGCGUACGAGGAGCGUUCGCGGGAACACUGGGUCUUGGAGCUGCCAGCUCAGGUGGUUCUCACGGCUUCUCAGAUCUGGUGGUCCGCUGACAUGAAUCUAGCAUUUGAGCGCCUGGCUGAGGGUUUUGAGACGGCGCUCAGAGACUACAACAAGAAACAGAUUGCCCAGCUAAACUCUUUGAUAAACAUGUUAUUGGGGGAACUGAACCCGGGUGACAGGCAGAAGAUCAUGACCCUGUGCACCAUAGAUGUUCACGCCAGAGAUGUGGUCUCCAAACUCAUCGCUCAGAAGGUGAGCAGUGCUCAGGCGUUUGCCUGGGUUUCUCAGCUCCGCCACAGCUGGGAUGAGGAACAGAAACACUGUUUCGUCAACAUCUGCGAUGCCCAGUUUCGUUAUUCCUAUGAAUAUCUAGGCAACACACCUCGUCUGGUCAUUACACCUCUCACAGACAGGUGCUAUAUAACUCUAACUCAGUCACUGCACUUGACUAUGAGUGGUGCUCCAGCAGGUCCGGCUGGCACGGGAAAGACUGAAACCACCAAAGACCUGGGCAGAGCUCUGGGGGUCAUGGUGUACGUCUUCAACUGCUCUGAGCAGAUGGACUAUAAGUCCAUAGGGAACAUUUUUAAAGGUCUGGCACAAACUGGAGCUUGGGGCUGCUUUGACGAGUUUAACCGAAUCGCUGUGGAAGUGUUGUCAGUGGUGGCAGUACAGGUGAAGACCAUACAGGAUGCCAUUCGCAACAAGAGGAAGAGGUUUCUGUUCCUAGAGGAAGAGAUUAGCCUGAAACCCUCUGUUGGGAUCUUCAUCACAAUGAACCCUGGAUAUGCUGGACGAACGGAGCUGCCGGAGAACCUCAAAGCACUUUUCAGGCCAUGUGCAAUGGUGGUUCCUGACAUGGAGCUGAUCUGUGAGAUCAUGCUGAUGUCUGAGGGAUUUCAGAGUGCUCAGAUUCUGGGCAACAAGUUCAUCACCCUCUACAGACUCUGUAAAGAGCUGCUCUCCAAACAGGACCACUAUGACUGGGGUUUGCGUGCUGUCAAACCUGUCCUUGUUGUUGCUGGAGCUCUUAAAAGAGCAGAUCGCACUAAGCCAGAGGAUCAGGUGUUGAUGCAAGCUUUGAGAGAUUUCAACAUGCCAAAGAUCGUUUCGGAAGACGUUUCGGUGUUUCUGGGUCUGAUUAGAGAUUUGUUCCCUGGUUUGGAGGUAGAACGACGAACUGAUGCAGAGUUUGAGCAGAUAGUCCGUCAGACGAGUCUAGAGUUAAAGCUUCAACCUGAGGACACAUUCAUUCUGAAAGUUGUUCAGCUUGAGGAGCUUUUAUCUGUUCAUCACUCAGUGUUUGUGGUUGGUGAUGCUGGGACUGGAAAAAGCCAGAUCCUAAAAACUCUUCACAAAACCUACUUCAACAUGGGAAAGAAGCCUUUCUGGAAUGAUCUGAACCCAAAAGCAAUAAGCAACGAUGAACUGUUGGGAUUCUUCCAUCCGGCCACUCGGGAAUGGAAAGAUGGUUUAUUGUCACAUUUCAUGCGGGAUCAAGCCAGUAACUCUCACUCGGGGCCAAAGUGGAUUGUUCUGGAUGGAGACAUUGACCCCAUGUGGAUUGAGUCUCUCAACACUGUCAUGGAUGACAACAAGGUUCUUACUCUGGCUAAUAAUGAACGUAUCCCACUCACCCCCUCGAUGAGACUACUGUUUGAGAUCAGUCACCUGAAACAUGCCACACCUGCCACCGUGUCCCGAGCUGGCAUCCUGCACAUCAAUCCUCAAGAGCUGAGCUGGAACCUGUAUGUUACGAGUUGGAUUGAUCGGAGGGAAAGGCAAACCGAGAGAGCACACCUGACCAUUCUUACUGACAAAUAUGUCCCUCGCUGUAUUGAAAAAAUGAGAAGCUCCUUUAAGACGAUCAUUCCUAUUACUGAGAACAGCAUGGUUCAGACUCUGUGCUCCUUGUUGGAUUGUCUGUUAACUCCUGAGAAUAUUCCGGCAGACACUCCACGGGAAAUCUAUGAGAUGUACUUUGUGUUCGCCUGUGUGUGGGCUUUUGGUGGAGCCACAUUCCAGGAUCAGCUCCAUGAUUAUCGGGCUGAGUUCAGUCAGUGGUGGAUCAAAGAGAUAAAGAGUGUGAAGUUUCCUGUCCAGGGUUCUGUGUUUGACUACUAUCUAGAUCCUCAUUCCAAACGCUUCCUGCCAUGGACCGACAGAAUGCCCACAUUUGAGAUGGACCCUGAUACACCUGUACAGUCUUUGUUAGUUCCAACGGUUGAGACGGUCAGACUGCAGUAUUUCAUGAGCAUGUUGCUGGAGACGUCUCAGCCUCUUAUGCUGGUCGGUGGAGCAGGCACUGGGAAGUCUGCUGUGGUCAGGAACCUUCUGGAAAAACUACCAGAGAACUUUAUAUCCGCAAAAGUUCCCCUUCACUUUCAUACCACUGCAUCCAUGCUGCAAAAGGCAAUGGAGAAACCUCUUGAGAGGAAGGCUGGUAGGAGUUACGCACCUCCAAAUAACAAAAGACUCAUCUAUUUCAUUGAUGACGUGAACAUGGCAGCUGUGGACAGUUAUGGGACCUCUCAGCCACACGCUCUCAUUCGCCAGCAUCUGGAUUACAAGCACUGGUAUGACAGCCAGAAGUUAACAAUAAAAGACAUACACAACACCCAUUAUGUCUCCUGUAUGAAUCCAACAUCGGGGAGUUUUACAGUUAACCCCAGACUGCAGAGGCAUUUCACAGUGUUAACGGUCGGCACACCCAGCUGCGAGACCCUCAGCUCCAUCUUUGGCUCUGUCCUGAGCUUCCACCUGCAGAGGUUGCCAUUCACCCCAGCUGUGGUGAGAAGUACUCCUGCUGUGGUGAAAGCGGCUGUAGUCCUCCAUGACAGGGUGCUUCAGCACUUCCUCCCCACCUCCACAAAGUUUUACUAUCUCUUCAACAUGUGGGAUCUCUUUCGGCUGUUCCAGGGUCUCCUGUUCUCCAGGCCAGAGUGUGUUAGACAGGGUGCGGAUCUGGUUCGACUUUGGAUCCAUGAAUCCAGAAGAGUUUAUUCGGAUCGCUUUUUUGAAACAUCUGAGCUUCAGCUGUUUCAUAGGCUGCAGGCGGACAUCACACGACAGGCCUCUGAGGAAAUAGAGGAAGAUGCAGUGUUGCAGGAGCCACUAAUAUACCUGCACCGCAGUGUGGGCUCUGCAGAACCUUCCUACCUGCCCGUAGCUGGAUGGGAGCAGCUCAGCUGUAUCCUCACUGAGGCUUUGGACAGCUACAACGAGCUCCACUCUGCCAUGAACCUGGUGCUGUUCCAGGAAGCCAUGCAGCAUGUGUGUCGUAUCACUCGCAUCCUGGCAUGUCCUAGAGGCCAUGCCCUGCUCGUAGGUGUGGGGGGCAGUGGCAAACAAAGCCUGACCCGCCUUGCCGCCCACCUCUCCAACAUGGAUGUGUUCCAGCCCACCCUCAGCAAGGGCUACAACAUACAGGACCUAAAGGUGGAUUUGGCUGGACUGUACUUGAAGACGGGGGUGAAAAACAUCCCCACGAUCCUGCUCCUCACAGACGCUCAGAUCCCCGAGGACCGUUUUCUCGUCAUCAUCAGCACCCUGAUCUCGUCAGGUGAGAUCCCUGAUCUGUUAAGUGAAGAGGAGGUGGAUGGUGUUAGAAAAGCUGUGAGGAGUGAGGUGCGGGAACUGGGUCUGCUGGACAACAACGAGAACUGCUGGAGCUUUUUUAUGAAUCGAGUGCAACAACAACUCAAGGUCGUGCUCUGCAUGUCUCCAGUAGGUAACAGCCUGCGUCUACGUGCCCGGCGUUUCCCGGCCCUGCUGAACUGCACCACUCUGGACUGGUUCCAGGAAUGGCCCCUGGAGGCCCUUCAGUCUGUCAGCUUCAAGUUCUUGCAGGAUAUCCCAAGUAUUCAGCCGGCCAUUCGGGAAUCCAUCAGUCUUUUCAUGGCCCACGCUCACGUGAGCGUCAAGCAGGUUAGCGAGCGUUACUGCCGCAAUGAGAGGAGGCACAACUACAGCACGCCCAAGAGCUUCCUGGAGCAGCUGAGACUUUACGAGAGUCUGCUGGAAAAGAGAGAGGGCGAACUGCAUCUAAGACACGGCAGGCUUCAGUCUGGCCUUCAGAAACUCAAGACGACGGCCUCUCAGGUUGAGGAUCUGACAGUCAAGCUAAACUCACAGGAAGUGGAUUUGACACUGAAGAGCCAGGCCACUGAGGCUCUCAUGGCCAGGAUCGGCCUGCAAACAGAAAGAGUGAGCCAAAAAAGAAAGGACGCUGACCUAGAGGAGCAAAAGGUGGCUGCCAUGCAAGUAGAGGUGUCACGGAGACUGAGAGAAUGUGAACGUGAUCUGGCUAAAGCUGAACCUGCUUUAGAAGCGGCUACAGCUGCUCUCCAAACUCUCAACAAGGUAAAUCUGACAGAGUUAAAGACGUUCCCGAAUCCCCCUGAGGCUGUGAUUAACGUCGCCGCGGCUGUGAUGGUGCUGUUGGCUCCACGUGGGCGAAUUCCAAAAGAUCGUGGGUGGAAGGCCGCCAGAGUUUUCAUGGGCAAGGUGGAUGACUUUCUGCAGGCCCUUCUUUCUUAUGAUAAAGAGCACAUCCCUGAGUCCUGUCUAAGUGUUGUGAAGCAGGAAUACCUGAGAAGCCCAGAGUUCCAUCCUGAUCACGUCCGGACUAAGUCCUACGCAGCUGCAGGCCUCUGUGCGUGGGCCAUCAACAUAGUGCGGUACUAUGAGGUUUAUUGUGAAGUUGCACCGAAGCGUCUGGCUCUGGCGCAAGCCAAUACUGAACUGGAAACUGCUACUGCAAAACUUCUCAAUGUUAGAAAGAAACUGGAUGAUCUGGACAGGCACCUGCAAAGCCUAAAAGCUCAGUUUGAGAGGGCGGCGGCUGAGAAACUGCGCUGCCAGGAGGAAGUGACACGCACCAGCCAGACCAUAGAGCUGGCCAGUCGGCUGGUGGGAGGCCUGCAGGCAGAAAACGUGCGUUGGUUGGAGGGACAGCUGGAGCUGGAGUCUCAGCUGAAGACCGUGUGUGGUGAUGUGCUUGUGGCCGCUGCUUUCGUCUCUUACGCUGGAUACUUCACACAGCCGUACCGUCACCAGCUCCUUCACGACAAACUCAUUCCUUUCCUCCGAGAACUUCAAACCCCUAUCCCGCUGACAGACGGUCUGGACCCUGUACUUACGCUGACUGACCAGGCCACCGUGGCAGGCUGGCAGAACCAGGGCCUGCCAGCUGAUCGGCUGUCUGUUGAAAAUGCAGCCAUCCUGAUGGCCAGCCAGCGCUGGCCUCUGAUCGUGGAUCCUCAGCAGCAGGCCAGCAAGUGGAUUCGAAAUCUGUACGAGCCCAACCUGAGAGUACUUCAGUAUGGCCAGAAAGGGUAUCUGGAUGUUAUUGAGCAGGCUUUGGCUGCUGGUGAGGUGGUCUUGAUUGAAAACAUAAAGGAGAGAGUGGACCCUCUUCUGGAGCCACUGCUUGGAAGACAAACCUUAAAGAAAGGAAGGUACAUCAGACUGGGUGAUAAGGAGUGUGAGUUUAACAGUGGUUUCCGUCUCCUUCUACACACUAAACAAGCCAACCCUCACUUCCCUCCGGAGCUGCAGGCCCAGACCACACUCAUAAACUUCACAGUGACCCGCGCUGGCCUGGAGGAACAGCUACUGGGACAGGUGGUCACGCAUGAAAGGCCUGAGCUGGAGAUGAUGAAGUUGGAAUUGAGCACCCAGCAGAACUUGUGUCAGAUUGAGCUGAAGAGACUGGAGGAUGAGCUGCUGAGCAAACUGUCAGCAGCAGAGGGAAACUUUCUGCGGGAUACAGCCUUAGUGGAACAGCUAGAAUAUACAAAGAAUACAGCCAGACACAUCCAUAACAAGGCUGUUGCAGCUCGAGAAAACAAAAUAAAGACCAAUGAGGCGCGGGAUCUCUACCGGCCAGCGGCUGAGAGAGCUGCUCUACUCUAUUUCACCAUUAAAGAACUCCACAACAUUAACCCCAUGUACCAAUACUCCCUCAAGGCCUUCAACAAAGUCUUCCUCAAAGCCAUUGCGAGAGCUCCGUGUGAUGAAGACGUGUCAGUGCGUGUUUUGUCUCUCACUGAGGCCAUCACCCACUCGGCCCUUCAGUACACCUGCCAGGGGCUCUUCCAGAGGGACAGACUCACCUUCCUCACCCACACUGCCCUCCAGGUUCUUCUGACGAGGGGCUCCAUUGAGGCUCAGGACCUGGAACUUCUGCUGCGAUUUCCUGUAGAGGUUUGUCAGAGCAGUCCCGUCAGCUUCCUGUCUCCACAGGCCUGGGGUGCCAUUAGGAGCUUGGCCAUGCUGGAUGCAUUCAGGGGUCUGGACAGAGAUGUGGAAGGUUCUGCCAAACGCUGGAGGAAGCUGGUGGAGUCAGAGUGUCCAGAAAGCGAACGUCUCCCUCAGGACUGGAAGAAUAAGAGUCCCCUCCAGAGACUCAUCAUUCUCAGAGCCUUUCGGCCUGACAGGAUGACCUACGCGCUCCGAAAUUUUAUUGAGGACAAUUUGGGCUCCAAAUAUGUGGAUGUUGGUCGAAUGGAGUUUGAAAAGUGUUUUGAGGAGUGCAGUCCCUCUACACCCGUAUUCUUCAUCCUUUCUCCUGGAGUCAACCCUGUCAAGGAUGUAGAAAAACUUGGGCUGAAGCUUGGAUUUACCACAGAUCAGGGGAACCUCCAUAAUGUGUCUUUGGGUCAAGGACAAGAGAUUGUGGCUGAGAGAGCACUGGAGACCGCAGCCAAAAGAGGACAUUGGGUCAUACUGCAGAAUGUUCACUUGCUGGAGCGGUGGUUGGGUCGUCUGGAGGAGCUGUUGGAGAGCACAGACAGCAAUGCUCACCCAAACUACAGGAUGUUUUUGAGUGGAGAACCGUCCCCUAGCCCUCAUGAGCACCUCAUCCCUCGCACCAUCCUGGAGAAUGCCCUCAAACUCACUACUGAACCACCAACCAGCAUGAACUCCAGCCUACAUGCAGCUCUGGACAAUUUCACCCAGGACACUCUGGAAAUGUGUUCUCAUGAGCAGGAGUUUAAAGGACUCGUGUUCUCACUGUGUUACUUCCAUGCCUGUGUGAGUGAGAGGAGGAAGUUUGGGCCCCAGGGUUGGAACCACAGAUACCCAUUUAACAGUGGAGAUCUGACCAUCUCCACCAGUGUCCUGUACAACUACCUGGAGGCCAGCACUAAAGUACCGUGGGAGGAUCUGUGUUAUCUGUUUGGAGAGAUCAUAUACGGAGGUCACAUCACUGACGAGUGGGACAGGAGGCUCUGCCGUACCUACCUUCAGGAGUUCAUCAAUCCCAAGAUGUUUGAUGGAGAGAUGUUCCUGUGUCCCAGCUUUCCAGUUCCUCCUGAUCUAGAUUACACUGGGUAUCACAGCUAUGUGGAUGAGAGAUUGCCUUCGGAGAGCCCUGGUCUCUACAGCAUGCACCCUAAUGCUGAGAUUGAGUUUAUGACGGCCACAUCUGAUGCCCUCUUUAAAACUUUACUGGAACUCCAGCCCAGAGACUCAUCAACAGGAGAAGGAGCAUCACAGUGCACAGAUGAGAAGGUGAAGAGUGUUCUGGAUGACAUGCUGGAGAAGUUACCUGAGGAGUAUAAUCUGGCAGAGCUCAUGUCUAAGACAGCCGAGAGGAGCCCCUACAUCCUGGUGUGCCUGCAGGAGUGCGAGCGAAUGAAUCUGCUGCUGGCAGAAAUACACAGAUCAUUAACAGAGCUGGACCAGGGACUUAAGGGUGAACUGAGUCUCUCUUCAGACAUGGAGCAGCUCCAAACGGCUCUGUUCUAUGACAGCGUUCCAGAGAGCUGGAGCAGGCUGGCCUACCCUUCAACCAAAACACUGGCUCUGUGGUUCACUGAUGUUUUAACUCAGUGUCGAGAGCUGGACACGUGGACUCAAGACUUUGUGUUUCCUGCUGUGGUUUGGAUCUCUGGACUCUUUAGUCCUCAAUCAUUUCUCACAGCAAUUCUACAGAGUAUAGCUCGAAAAAACAAGUGGCCUUUAGAUAGGAUGACCCUAUCUGUGGACGUCACCAAGAAGAACAAGGAUGAUUAUGGGCAUCCACCUCGAGAAGGAGCGUACAUCCAUGGACUCUACCUAGAGGGGGCUCGCUGGGAUAGCACCUCAGGUCUGCUAUCAGAAGCUGUUCUGAAGGAGUUGACUCCAGCUAUGCCAGUGCUGUACAUACGCGCAGUACCCAUCGAUCAGCAGGAUGUAAAGAACACCUACGAAUGCCCAGUGUACCGCACCAAACUCCGCGGCUCCACCUACAUCUGGAGCUUCCGUCUCAAAACACGCCAACCGCCUGCCAAGUGGGUUCUUACAGGAACGGCCCUGCUUUUGUCUGUGUAAACAACCAACCAACUCCAUUCCUUAAGUUGAGGUCAAAAGUUUACAUACACUUUGCAGAAUCUGCAAAAUGUUAAU
Messenger RNA from Labeo rohita (rohu), 13524 nucleotides. RefSeq names its product dynein axonemal heavy chain 11. Gene Ontology annotation, cellular component: dynein complex. The transcript has 82 exons. Gene Ontology annotation, molecular function: minus-end-directed microtubule motor activity; ATP hydrolysis activity; dynein light intermediate chain binding. Gene Ontology annotation, biological process: microtubule-based movement. Lineage: Eukaryota; Metazoa; Chordata; Actinopteri; Cypriniformes; Cyprinidae. The coding region runs from base 52 to 13449 and encodes 4465 amino acids. The record is from RefSeq and is a predicted model, not a curated record.